AUGGGAGCAAACACCUCCAGCAAGUCACCACCCCUCAAUGAAAAUGAAGAUGUGACCUUCGACCAUUUUGAGAUUUUGCGAGCCAUUGGAAAGGGCAGCUUUGGCAAAGUCUGUGUUGUGCAGAAGAACGACACCAAGAAGAUGUAUGCCAUGAAGUACAUGAACAAACAAAAGUGCGUGGAGCGUAAUGAAGUGAGAAAUGUUUUCAAGGAGCUGCAGAUUAUGCAAGGCCUGGAACACCCCUUUUUAGUUAACUUAUGGUACUCAUUCCAGGAUGAAGAAGACAUGUUUAUGGUUGUAGACCUGCUGCUGGGAGGGGACCUGCGUUACCACCUCCAACAAAACGUGCGGUUCCAAGAAGGCACCGUGAAACUCUUCAUCUGCGAGCUGGUGCUGGCCCUUGACUAUCUCCAGAGCAGGCACAUCAUCCACAG
This is a messenger RNA of Merops nubicus (carmine bee-eater), 434 nucleotides long. It is a transcript of the gene STK32A, whose product is annotated as serine/threonine kinase 32A. NCBI's taxonomy places the organism in Eukaryota, Metazoa, Chordata, Aves, Coraciiformes, Meropidae. The annotation marks the transcript as partial. The record is from RefSeq and is a predicted model, not a curated record. Gene Ontology annotation, molecular function: G protein-coupled receptor kinase activity; G protein-coupled receptor binding; ATP binding. The transcript has 4 exons. Gene Ontology annotation, biological process: G protein-coupled receptor signaling pathway; regulation of signal transduction; protein phosphorylation.